Messenger RNA from Daldinia vernicosa, 1389 nucleotides. RefSeq names its product DUF410-domain-containing protein. The coding region runs from base 181 to 1197 and encodes 338 amino acids. Gene Ontology annotation, molecular function: protein binding. Lineage: Eukaryota; Fungi; Ascomycota; Sordariomycetes; Xylariales; Hypoxylaceae. Gene Ontology annotation, cellular component: TRC complex; cytosol. Gene Ontology annotation, biological process: protein insertion into ER membrane. The record is from RefSeq and is a predicted model, not a curated record. The transcript has 2 exons.
GUCUUUCCGGGGUAAAUCUUAGCAACUCAAGUUCCAAGAGGUACCUAACUUAAACGUCACGAUGUAUUUGUAUUCUACCAGCUUCUCUUUCCCUUGACCUCCCCUCACACACACUUCCCUACCACAUAUUCCGAUUUUCUAAAGUCUCUGCGAUACGUACAUAUAAUUCAUACAUAAACCAUGAGCAUCAAAGGCGACAAGAUCGAGAAGAUCAUUGCUCGCCUACAGCAGCGAAUCAGUGAGGGGCAGUUCUACGAAGCCCAGCAGCAAACUCGCGUCGUAGCAGCUCGAUACACCAAGGCCGCUAACUGGGAUGCCGCUAUAAAUAUCCUCUACAAUGUUGCACAAUCACUUCUGAAGGCGGGCCAGGGCGGCAGCGGUGGCGAUCUCUGCGUGCUGCUAGUCGAAACCUACAAACAGGCGGAGCUGAAGCCUGAUGCCGUGAACAAGGGCCGAUUGCUCACGUGUUUGCGCUUGUUCGACAGCGAGGAACCUACACGCAAGAAGUUCAUUGGGGAGAUCAUAACAUGGUCCUCCAAAUUCGGCGAGUACCCCGCGGGCGACCCCGAACUGCAUCAUGUUGCGGGCUCGCUAUAUGCAGAAGAGCACGAACCGUACGAUGCGGAGAGACAUCUGAUUCUUGGAACGAAGGACUCGGCUGAGGUGUUGGCUCGCUUAGAAUACGAAUGGUUCAAGGAGGAUGACCCACAUACGGCCGCUUUAUACGCCGCGCGAGGAGUGCUGCCGUAUCUUCUCACGGGCAACGUCCGAUCGGCGAAUACGUGCUACCGAAUAUUCACCAGCGCCCUCAGCCAGGACAAGCAAGGCCAGCUUAACAUCCAGGACGUCAGCACCAACAGCGUCGACAUUCGAGUGUGCCCUAGUAUACCCCUCCUUAAUUUCCUAGGGCUCCUGCUACUUGCGGUCCAGCGAGCGAAUCCGGACUUAUACAAGCAACUACACAGCAAAUACGCUACCCUCCUAGCCGAAGCCGAGUCGUGGCACGAGUCCUUGGAGAUCAUCGCCGAGAUGUACUUCGGCAUCCAGAAGCCACGACAGAGCAACCCGCUGAUGGACAUGAUGAGCGGCUUCUUUGGCGGUAGUGGUGGGGGUGGCGCUGCAGCGGGUGGAGGCGCAAAGAGGCCGACCCUGAAGGGUCCUACUUCCACGAUGCCGGCUGCUGAGGGAUUGGAUUAGAUUAGAUUAGAUAACUGUUUAGAGUCACGAUAGCCGUAUAAUUAUCGUAGCUAGGCAUUCACGACGAAUAUCAUUGCGGCCGAUGCUGCUCUUCUGGCUCGUACAUCCAGUUAUCUUCGGCUAGGGCUGCUACUUUAGCUCUCAUGCUAGCUCGGAGUGUCUCUAAGACCUCUUAUUUCGUGUUAGCAUAAG